Molecule: messenger RNA, 134 nt
Organism: Dentiscutata heterogama
Lineage: Eukaryota; Fungi; Glomeromycota; Glomeromycetes; Diversisporales; Gigasporaceae
Source: the annotation of a GenBank genome assembly
AUGGAUAGUAAUAAUAACAAUAUAGUUUAUAGAGAUAAUGAAAAUACCUCAGAUUUUGACCUUUUGGAAAAUAAUGAACCUCAUAACGUUUCAGCUAAAACUAAAAGAAAAACUUUAGAAGAACCUAUCAAAGA